This is a messenger RNA of Acipenser ruthenus (sterlet), 3095 nucleotides long. RefSeq lists its product as uncharacterized. The record is from RefSeq and is a predicted model, not a curated record. Bases 169 to 2991 code for a protein of 940 amino acids. Gene Ontology annotation, molecular function: serine-type endopeptidase activity. Gene Ontology annotation, biological process: proteolysis. NCBI's taxonomy places the organism in Eukaryota, Metazoa, Chordata, Actinopteri, Acipenseriformes, Acipenseridae. The transcript is spliced from 16 exons.
GGGCAAUUAAUUCAACUUAAGUAAAACGGGCUGAACGGGCAGUGGAAUAAGAAACAAGCAACUUUCGUAAUUUUACAUUCAAAACGACGACAACAUUUACCAAUACAGUAAUCAGUAGCCUAGCCUACUACUGCAAUAGCAGUGUCCUUGAUAUUGAAAUCUAUGUGAAUGCAAGCAAUGCUCCAUACAGCUCAGGAGAAUCCAGUUUCCUCUUUUAAACCCCCGAACUCGAGAGCAGAUGCCAGUGAACUACCGGCCUCAGGAGAACACAGGCCAGCACAGUGCGAUGAGGAGAAACGCUGGCGUUUUUACGUCCCUAACCCGCACCCUCCAGAAUCCCCAGCGAAGACUGGUGGCUACACACAGCCAGGACACCACACGGCCGUGCUUUUUCGCCAGAUGAGCAACUCCGGGGCCCCCUGUUUGGGUGGAACCUCUGCCAAAUCGUUCCAUUUUAGCCAGGAGACUGCUAAUGUUUGCACGGAAAUAAUUGGAGGCAAAGAAGUGCCAGAACAUUCAAGACCUUUCAUGGCUCUUGUAACAGGGAAGGGUAUUUGUGGAGGAGCAUUAAUCAGUUCCAAGUGGGUAGUGACUGCAGCACAUUGUUAUGACACCAGCCUACAGGUCAUACUUGGAGUCCAUUCACAGAGCAAGAAAGAUAAAGCAUGGCAAAUAAGGAAGGUCAAAAUGAGAGUGCCACAUCCAUGCUAUGACAACCAGACCAACGUUAAUGACAUCAUGUUACUGAAGCUGGAUAAAGCAGUCAAGACGAACAAAAAUGUCUCUUUCCUCCCACUACCUGAGUCAGGCAAGCAUAUCCAAGCUGGAACAAACUGCCAUAUAGCUGGGUGGGGACUUGUCAGAAACGGGGACAUGAAAGGAUCAGAUGUAUUAAUGGAAGCCAAUGUCACUGUUAUGGACUGGAGAAAGUGCAAUAGUGAAGAAUACUACAAUCUGAAUCCUGUCAUAACAGUAGAUAUGCUUUGCGCUGGUUCAGUAGAUAAUAAAGUUCGAAGAGAUUCGUGCAAGGGGGAUUCAGGUGGUCCAUUAAUCUGCAAUGGAGAAUUCAGAGCUGUUACUUCCUUUGGUUCUAAAUGUGGUCUUCUUAAAAAGCCUGGUGUGUACACACUCCUGUCUCAGAAAUACAUCCAAUGGAUCAAAAAAGUAACCAGGGAUGUUUGUAUGGAAAUCAUUGGAGGCAAAGAAGUGGCUAAGCAUUCCAGACCCUAUAUGGCUCUUAUAAAGAAGAUGAAUGUAGCAGUCUGUGGAGGAGCAGUAAUCGAAGAGAAGUGGGUACUGACUGCUGCCCGUUGUUAUGAUGAGAAGCUAACGGUUGUGCUGGGGGCCCAUUCUUCUUCAAAGCCUGAACAAGACCAACAAAUAUUUAAAGUCAAGCAGCUAAAUCCACACUCUUGCUUUGACAAUGAAACUGGAGUAAAUGAUCUUAUGCUUCUUGAGUUGGAUAAAGCAGCCAAACUGAACAAGUUUGUCUCUAAACUCAAGCUGCCUGCAACAUUCAAAGAUGUCAAAGCAAAAAGCCAGUGUAGGGUAGCUGGAUGGGGGACAACAAAUCAAAAGAACAACACUGCUUCAGAUAUAUUAAUGGAGGUCAACGUCACUGUUUUCGACAGAAGAACUUGCAAUGAGAAAGAAUACUAUAAUUUCAAUCCUGUGAUAACAAACGAAAUGCUUUGUGCUGGUGAUAAGAAAGGCAAAAAAGAUGCUUGCCAGGGCGAUUCAGGUGGUCCACUUAUAUGCGAUAAUGAAUUCAAAGCAAUAAAAUCUUUUGGUCAUGAAAGUGGAUGUGGCAAAAUACCUGGUGUCUACACUUUACUGACUACCAAGCAUGUCCAGUGGAUUGAAAAAAUAACUGGGGAUGUGUGCAUGGAAAUCAUUGGUGGGAAUGAAGUGAAACCCCAUUCAAGACCCUUUAUGGCUUACCUGAAAGGGAAAUAUCUAUGUGGUGGAGUUUUGAUUAAACCAAACUGGGUACUGACUGCAGCACAUUGUUUGGAGAACAAAACAAAUCAGGUUGUGGUUCUUGGUGCUCAUUCACGUUUAAAGAAAGAAAAAGAACAGCAGACGUACAAAAUCAAGAAAGCAGUUCCCCAUCCUCGCUACAACAAUAAGAACUUGGAUAAUGACAUCAUGCUACUCCAGCUGGAUGGUAAAGCAAAGCUAAACACUUUUGUAUCUAUUCUCCAAAUACCUACACGUGGAGAUGAUGUCAAAGCUGGUACCAAAUGUGAAGUUACAGGAUGGGGUUUAACUAAGAAUAAAGGAAAAGCUUCGGACACACUCAGAGAAGUGACUGUCACUAUUAUAGACCGAAAAACAUGCAGCGGCCCUGACUAUUACAACAACGAAAUACAAAUAACAAAGAACAACCUUUGUGCUGGAGACAGCAAGGGUGGAAAGGAUGCAUGUCAGAGCAGUGGUCGUCUAGCCCAGGUGACCCUGGGAGCUCAUUCACUUUCAAGUUAUGAAGAAGAAAAGCAGACAUUUCAAAUCAAGAAAAAAGUUAAACAUCCCCGAUACAACAACAAAACUACGGAUAAUGACAUCAUGCUUUUACAGCUGGAAGGUGAAGCAAAGCUGAACAAAUUUGUAUCUGUCCUUCAACUUCCUACCUCUGGAGAGGAAGUGAAAGCUGGUACAGGUUGCAGUGUUGCAGGAUGGGGCUCCAUGAAGUUCAACGGACAGUAUGCCGACAAGCUCAGAGAAGUAAACAUCACUGUCAUAGACAGAGAACUUUGCAACAGCAAUGACUAUUAUAGGAAGAGAAUAACAAAAAACAUGAUGUGUGCUGGAGAUAAAAACGGUGGAAAAGAUGCAUGUCAGGGAGAUUCAGGUGGCCCAUUACUAUGCAAUGGUGUCUACAGAGGUAUUGUUUCCUUUGGUGCAGAAUGCGGACUUCCUAAAAAACCUGGGGUCUAUACUCGUCUCACAGAGGAAUAUCUUGUAUGGAUUAAAAAUGAAACAACAUUUUAAUUGAAGAUGUGUUUCCUGUAAAACAAGCCAGAACUGAUCUGCUUCAGUUAAAAGUUUGCUAGACUAACAUCACAUAGCCUAUAUGUUUUAUGCUUUUGUUUCGG